AUGGCAGAUGCUGAUGCUGUGCUUCCCCGAAAGAAAUCCGAAAUCGAGCUCAUGCGACAGAUUGACCAGGUCACGUCCAGGCAGUUCGAGCUCUCGGAGUUGUUGAAGCAGCGCAUGUCGGCAAUCGACAUGCUGCUGGAACUUCCGUCCGACCUCCAGCAGCAAAAGCCAGAUUGUCCACCUCCUCAUAUAGCAUUGCAGGAUGAAGCAGAGUGGUGGAGACAGCGAAUCUCAGAACUGUCGAAGCCAGCACCUAGAGAAGACAUCAAAGAGGUCAGUCCUCGAGAUGGAACUUGGGAAGCUCCCAAAAUAUCAUGGUCAAGAGGGCGAAGCUUUGUUCGCGCUGGACAUCAGCCUGUUCCUGCGCCACCAGGACACAAGCCGAAGGCUGUGGGAUGGGAAGAGCGCUUGCCGAAAAGCGCUUCGCUCGACAGGCUUACGGAGGUGCCACUUAGUGAUGCCAACGUAGAGGUCUACGACCUUCGUGGCCGUGCCGGCAUCACUGAUGCCGUUCUCCUGCCAGAUGCAAGAUCACUGGAGGACCCUUUUGCCAUCAAGCGACUCGAAGACACGAUGAGCGUGGUCGCCUUGGGCUCGCGAGCAGUGUUGAAAAUCGCGGGCUUCGCACAAGCAAACGAGAUCCAGGUAGCUCCCCGCCUGAGCACGGAACUGCCCGUCGCGGCCAAGUUCAUUGCCAAGAGCUUAGUGACCAAGUGCCGUGAUGUGCCGUGCAGAGCUAUGGCUCCACGAUAUUCGGACAACUACCGCUUCCUCAAGCAAAGGCAGUUGCAGGAGAAGGCCAUGAACACCGCAGCAAGGAGUUGCGCAGAUCAGAUCAAUCUGACCACACAAGACCAGACUUGCCUGGUCCCCGGCCAGUACCGGUGCGGAGUUGGUGUGUUGCUUGGUGCUGUGGCGUCUUUGGUCGCCGACUGGUCCCAAGAUGCGGAUAUCAAUCGAGAGCAAAUGCGGUCUUCCAACGAGCCUGAGGCAUGCUUUGGGCAGUGGGCAAAGCCAUCCCUCCUGCAGACGGAAAAUGUCGAGCUCAACCGCACAAUGCAACAGAAGGAAAUCUCGGAGAAGGUCCUGCGGAACACCAACCACGAGAAGAGGCAGCUUCAGGAUUUUCGGGAAAGACUGGAGGCAGAAGCAGCAGGCCUGCUGGUUGCUGACAAUGUUGCGUCCGAGCGGCAAGGUCCGUUCACAUACUACCAGAGGCACAGUCCUGAAGGCUACUUGCUUUUCUGCCGAAUACCUAUUGGAAGCGAUCAGGUUGAAGAGGUCCUGCUUGACACGGGCAAGCUCGCUGAAGGAGAGAGCUACGUAGACGUUACCGCCUGCAAGGUGUCUGAUGAUCAUAGCCUGCUGGCGUACAUCGUGGAUUUACACGGCGAUGAUACAUUCGAGUUGCGGCUACGCAGACUUGACAAGGACUCCCAAGCUGCAAAGGAGGCACGUUUUCCAGACAUCCGCAGCGUGGAAUUUCUGCAACAUCGUUCUGAUCUUGGUGAGGUAAGCCUUCUGGCUGUGCAAGUAGACCCGACAACCAAGCGAGCAUAUCAAGCGUUACACUUGACAGUGCGUGCGACGGGUGACCAAUCCUGCAAGAAGCUGUGGGAGGAGACCGAUGCAGCCGCAUACCUGGAAUUGUAUCGGACUAAGGACCGGGCAUUUAUUCUGGUUUCGUCGAAUACGAAGGACACUUCAGAGGUUCGUCUGGCUAAAUGUGGAUGGUUCGAGGGUGACCUCAUCCUUAAGCCGUUGCUUGCAAAGACAGCUGGUGUGGAGUACUUUGCUGAGCAUCGGGACGGCUGGCUUUAUGUUGUCAGCAAUCAUGAAAGGCCGGACUUUAUGGUCUAUCGAGCUUCUGUCGACGAGAUUGAGAGAACAGAGGGUGCAUGGUCGUGCCUGGAGCCAGUUUUCAGGCCCCCGGGCAAGUUUCACGUAACUGAUGCUGACCUGCUGAGUAGAUGGCUGGUGCUUUACGGGCAUGAGGCUGCUGCACCGAGAAUAUGUGUAGUUUCGUUGUCUGAAGACCGAAGCCUGUCCGGCAAUUUGCAUUCUUAUCUGGUCAACCUGCCGGAAAUCGGAUCCGUGGAGCCAGGCAUCAAUGCUGAGGCAAAUGCGGAUCUUAUUCAAUACACCUUCAGAUCUCCGGUGGAGCCCGGUUGUACCUUCGAGUUGGAUUUGGCCAGUGGGCUCACCAAGAUUGUAAGCAGGUGCACGGUCAACCACCCAGAGCUGUUGCAAUCCCUGCAGUGUGAACGGGUGGAGCUUCCUAGCAGAGAUGGAACAAUUAUUCCUAUCACCCUCGUACGGCAACCCUCAAACGCUGCAGGUAAUCCGGGGAUGCUUCCUUGUUUGCUCCAGGUAUAUGGAUCCUAUGGCACUUGUUUCUCACCCGACUUUAGAUCAGAGCACAUAGCUCUUCUACGACGCGGCUGGGCGCUGGCUUGGGCUCACGUCCGCGGAGGUGGCGAGAACGGACGAGAGUGGCACCAAAGUGGACGACAAUUCAAUAAACAAAACUCCGUGCUCGAUUUGGUAGAUUCCAUGAAAUAUCUGCUCGCUCAUGGAAUUGCAACACCUGGAGCUUUGUGCUUGAAAGGGUCGAGCGCUGGUGGGCUGACUGUGGGCGCGCUUUUGAAUUCGCACGCGGAUGCCGUUCUUGUAGGGGCCGCCAUACUGGAGGUUCCCUUCGUGGACACUCUAACGAGCAUGAUGGACUCAACACUGCCCCUGACUGUACAUGAGUUUGAGGAAUGGGGAGAUCCUCAGGACAUAGAGCAUGAAGCGAACAUUCGCUCGCUGUCCCCUUUCGAGAGGGCAGAGGCGGGGCGUUGGGCGUCGGCCCUCUUGGCAUCGGUCAAUCUUGAACUUCGCCAAAAGCGUGAGCCAGAGCUGAGAGUGGCAGCCGCCGCCGCAGCUCCGAUGGAGCGCAACGAGGAAUUCAGCCGACAAGUGAGCUUCUUGCACAAUGAUCUGGCAGGUAAUAAGGAGCAGCUGAUGGAAACCAUAUCCGGCUUCACGGAGGAACAGCUGAAGGAGAUCUCCUCGUCAAAUCGGUCGCAGCAGGCGGAGGUGGAAUCUUUGAGGAUGCACUUGGAGAAGCUCGGCGAGUCGAAGAAGGUGCACAAGGCUAGGCAAAUGUGGCAAGCGCCUCCUUGCGCCGCUGCUCAGCUCGCCGAAGCUCGCGCGCGUACUGGAGCCGGCGCUGGCCCGGAAGCGCAGGUGCAUCAGCUGAAGGACGAACGUGAUAUGCUCAAGGCUCACCUGGACAGAGACAAGAUGGGCAAGUGGGCCCGCUUGGAGGAGCUCAGCUCCAACACUGCCACGGUCCAGCAUGACCAGCAAGAGCAGGUUCAAAUGAAACAGGCCGAGGCUGCCCAGAACGGGUCCUCCGAUGGGCAGAAGGAGCUCCAACGGCACAAGCAGACACUGCAGAGCAUUUCCGAAGAAAGGAACAGACUUGCAGCUCGCAUGGACAGUGCACUCAAUGUUGCAGAGAAGGAGAAGGCAUACCAUGAGCAGUCGGUCGAGCGCGUGACCACAGCGAAUGCCAGACUGAUGGAGGAGCGAGAUCGAAUUUCAAAGGAAGUUGAACGUUUAUCUUCUCUGUACGCCGAGUCUGUCCGCCAGCUGCAAGCCAGUCUUGCGGAUGCUCAGUCUGGCAAAUUCGAGUCUGACGCUGGCCAGACUGACCCUGCUGAGGUGGCUCUGUUGAGGUCUGAAGCAGAGGAUUUGGAUGCGAUGCUGCGUGAGAGGGAUGAGGAGAACGAUGCGCUGAAGACGCGCAUCCGGAAACUUGCAGUAUCGUGA
Messenger RNA from Symbiodinium necroappetens, 3819 nucleotides. NCBI's taxonomy places the organism in Eukaryota, Dinophyceae, Suessiales, Symbiodiniaceae. The record is from the annotation of a GenBank genome assembly.